AUGGGCAAGUGGCGUUAUGGCGUCGUCUUGGACGCUGGUUCGUCUGGGACCCGUGUCCACGUUUAUCGAUGGCUGCGCAAUGCCACUGCGCGCAACAAGGCGGACGAAUAUGACCUGAAAUCACUUCCGGAGAUCAAGACCAAGGAGGAAUGGGUCAAGAAGAUUCAUCCCGGUGUCUCUUCUUUUGCCAAUGCACCCGAAUCCGUCGGCCCCGAUCACCUCGCACAACUUCUAGAUCAUGCAAAGACUAUAAUUCCGAAGGAGGAUAUUAAGGAGACCCCAAUUUUCCUCCUCGCCACGGCUGGUAUGCGACUAUUAGGAAGCCUGGAACGACAGCUGCUUUUGGAUCAGAUUUGCUCCUAUACGCGUGCAAGCACCGAUUUCUUGUUACCCGACUGCGCCAUGCACAUCCAAGUCAUUCCAGGUGUAACGGAAGGACUCUACGGCUGGAUUGCGACCAACUACUUGAUGGGUGCUUUCGACUCACCCCUGCUUCACGAUCAUGGAAAAGGACAUCAUACUUAUGGGUUUUUGGAUAUGGGAGGCGCAUCGGCUCAGAUUGCAUUCGCCCCUAAUGCAACCGAAGCCGAGAAGCAUGCGAAUGACUUGAAAUUACUCCGACUACGAAACAUCGAUGGAUCCAUGCAAGAGCACCGACUCUUUGUGACCUCCUGGUUAGAAUUCGGUGUACAUGAAGCUAGGCGCCGCUACCUUGAACAUCUACAAGAAGAAGCAAUCGGCUCGAAUGUUGCAGAAUUUCCGGAUCCGUGUCUUCCUAUUGGUCUGCGCACUACUUUAGAUGGCCAAGACGUACCGCCAGGCGUUGUUGCAGGCCCUACUUUGCUCGGUACAGGAAGAUUUGAUGAGUGUCUACGGCGGACAUUUCCCUUGCUGGACAAGGAUGCCCCUUGCUCAGAUGCUCCAUGUCUGCUGCAUGGUACUCAUGUCCCGGCGAUUGAUUUUGACGUCAACCAUUUCAUCGGAAUUAGCGAAUACUGGCAUACGACUCAUGAGAUCUUCGAGAUGGCUUACAAAGACAAGGCAUACGACUUCAACACGUACCAAGAGCGGGUUCAAAUAUUUUGUUCACAAGAUUGGGAUUCGAUUGAAAAGGGAAUUCAGAUUGAGCAAUGGGGCAAGAAGGUAGACCGCCAAAAGGCAAAUGAGGUUUGCUUUAAAGCGUCAUGGAUUAUCAACAUGCUGCACGAUGGUAUUGGAAUACCUCGUGUCGGCCUUGAGAAUACUUCAGGCUCCUCCCACAAUGGAACCAAGGAAGUCCUAUCUCAAGGUCGUGAGAAGGGUUAUCUCGAUGCUUUCCAAGCUGUGAACAAGAUCGACUCGACUGAAGUCAGCUGGACGUUGGGCAAGAUGGUGUUAUAUGCUUCAUCACAGGUGCCAACAGGAAUCGAGGAAGCUUUACCCGUUGGAUUUGGUAGCAAUGUUCCCGGCAUCCCAGAGGACUUCCAAUAUCCUAGUGUUCAGCUCUUGCCUGAUGGCGAUGGGUUCCACAGCGAGCAUUGGCAUGACGCCCUGUUUGAUGGAGAUUCCCCUCGUCGAAUCCCCGGCUUCAUUUUGUUCCUAUUCAUCAUAGUAGUGGUGGCGUUCUUCCUAUGUGGUCGCAGCCGCCGCCUGCGCAUGUACCACCGCAUUAACAACAUCCUCCGACGUGGAGGACCGUCACAUCCCAACCACCCAAAGAAGCGGAGACCUUUCAUGGGAGUGUUGCCAUUUUUCAAUCGCAGUGCACCCUCUUAUGAGCGUGUCUUAGAGGACGGCGCACACGAAUUUGAUCUAGGUGGGACCGAAUCGGAUGGCAGUGAUCUAGAUGGUCGUGCUUCUGACAUUGACGGGAACCCCCGACCUCCAAAGCGUGCAUCUAGCUGGAGCAACAACGGGAAUACCCCUAGCUUGAAGUAUACACUCGACAAUAACUCAUCGGGUACGAUCGGUCUUGGAAUCAGCGGUGGAUCGGGUAUUGCAAUGGAUCGGGCAGGCCUAGUGGUUCGCACAGAAAGCCGGGAUCAUCUAGCCCCCAUUGCUUUAGGACCUACCACAAAUGGGCGCCGCUCAAGAGCUGGCAGUCCCACGAGAUCUCUUCACCAGAAGUCCCCGGUCAUAAGUCCUCUUGCUGAUGAUUAA
Penicillium angulare is the source of this 2139-nucleotide messenger RNA. RefSeq names its product putative nucleoside diphosphatase (Ynd1). The coding region runs from base 1 to 2139 and encodes 712 amino acids. Gene Ontology annotation, cellular component: membrane. Gene Ontology annotation, biological process: nucleoside diphosphate catabolic process. The record is from RefSeq and is a predicted model, not a curated record. Gene Ontology annotation, molecular function: nucleoside diphosphate phosphatase activity. NCBI's taxonomy places the organism in Eukaryota, Fungi, Ascomycota, Eurotiomycetes, Eurotiales, Aspergillaceae. The transcript has 4 exons.